AUGUCUAAUUAAGUGAAUUUCGGAGAAGGUAAAAUUAAUGAAAAUUACCCAUCUUCUAUAAAGACUAUGUUGGAAUAAGGAAAAGAUCCAAAAGAUUUAUUAAUUUAAUAUUGCAGACCAUAAUGUAAGUGGUAUGAUGAUAAAUACGACAGAUGUGUAAAGGCAUUCUUAUCCUUGAAAAAUGCUGAUCCCGAGAAGAAUUGUAUGUAUCCAUAUAGAGAUUUGGUGACAUGUGUUGAAGCAUGUGUUCAACCUAAAAUAUAGCAUGCACUCAAAGGCAACGAACACGGUUUCAUAUUCCAUUGAAAUAAUAUGAUCUAUAAUAAAAUAUACAAUAACCAUUAUUAAAAUCUCAUAACAUUCAAA
Paramecium tetraurelia is the source of this 366-nucleotide messenger RNA. RefSeq lists its product as uncharacterized. NCBI's taxonomy places the organism in Eukaryota, Ciliophora, Oligohymenophorea, Peniculida, Parameciidae. The transcript is spliced from 2 exons. Gene Ontology annotation, biological process: mitochondrial electron transport, ubiquinol to cytochrome c. The record is from RefSeq and is a predicted model, not a curated record.